Eptesicus fuscus (big brown bat) is the source of this 5522-nucleotide messenger RNA. It is a transcript of the gene PDGFRB, whose product is annotated as platelet derived growth factor receptor beta. NCBI's taxonomy places the organism in Eukaryota, Metazoa, Chordata, Mammalia, Chiroptera, Vespertilionidae. Gene Ontology annotation, cellular component: signaling receptor complex. The transcript is spliced from 23 exons. Gene Ontology annotation, biological process: platelet-derived growth factor receptor signaling pathway; positive regulation of smooth muscle cell migration; protein phosphorylation. Gene Ontology annotation, molecular function: platelet-derived growth factor beta-receptor activity; ATP binding; platelet-derived growth factor binding. The record is from RefSeq and is a predicted model, not a curated record. Bases 466 to 3774 code for a protein of 1102 amino acids.
AGCCCACAAUGGUGUGAGCUCCGGGGGCUGCCAGCCGCCCUGCAGUCCCCGGCCCGCCCCGUCUGGGACCCAGGAUCGCUCAGUGCGGAACUUGGACCGGGAGAGGAAGAGGACAAGGAGAGAGCUGGGCCUUUCUGACCAGCACCCUCCGGGGCAGCUGCCUGUGUGGAGCGACACAGACAGCCAGACCCAGGGCGGCCCCUCCUGGCUACCCUGCUCCUCCCAAAGGAUGCUUUGGGCGUGAGGCCACUCCUCACCCCGCAGCCCCCCACUCUCUCCCCUCUCCAGAGGCUCCCGCGGCCCACAGCGGGUCGUUCCUGCCCUCCUACCCAGCGGCUUCCCCGUUUCUGGCCAGCGAAGACUUUCUGAUAUCAGGAGAGGGCAGUGAGGAGGACUUCCUGGAAGGGGUGACAGCCCAGGGUCUGGACCUUGCCCACACCCGAAGGCAUCAACAGCAAGGACACCAUGCUGCUUCUGCAUGCCAUGCCAGCUCCUGUCCUCAAAGGCCAGGCGCUGUUGCUGCCCCUGCUGGUGUUGCUGGGACCACAGGCUUCCCGGGGUCUGGUCGUCAUUCCUCCGGGGCCGGAGCUUGUCCUCAAUGUCUCCAGCACCUUGGUUCUGACCUGCUCGGGUCCAGACCCGGUGGUGUGGAAACGGAUGUCCAAGCAGCCUCCGCAAGAAAUGGUCAGGACCCAGGAUGGCAAUUUCUCCAGCAUCCUGACGCUGACCAAUGUCACUGGGACAGACACGGGAGAAUACUUCUGUGCCUAUAAUAACUCCCAUGAGCUGGAGGCUGGUGAGCAAAAACGGCUCUACAUCUUUGUGCCAGAUCCCACCAUGGGCUUCCUCCCGAUCUUCCCCGAGGAAUUUUUCAUCUUCCUCACGGAAGUAACCGAGACCACAAUUCCAUGCCGAGUGACGGAUCCACAACUGGUGGUGACACUGCAUGAGAAGAAGGUGGAUGACCCACUGCCCAUCCCCUACGACCACCAACGUGGCUUCUCUGGGACCUUUGAGGACAAGACCUAUGUCUGCAAAACCACCAUUGGGGACAAGGAGGUGGAUUCCGAGCCCUACUAUGUCUACAGCCUCCAGGCGUCAUCCAUCAACGUCUCAAUGAACGCAGCGCAGACGGUGGUCCGCCAGGGUGAGAACAUCACCAUCACGUGCAUUGUGACCGGGAACGAGGUGGUCAACUUCGAGUGGACAUACCCCCGCGAGGAGAGUGGGCGGCUAGUGGAGCCAGUGACCGACUUUGAUAUUCCCCACAUCCGCUCCAUCCUGCACAUCCCCAGUGCCGAGCUGGGCGACUCGGGGACCUACAUCUGCAAUGUAUCUGAGAGUGUGUACGACCAUCAGGAUGAAAAAGCCAUCAAUGUCACCGUGGUGGAGAGUGGCUACGUGCGCCUGCUGAGGGAGCUGGACGCUGUACAGUUUGCGGAACUGCACCGGAGCCGGACCCUGCAGGUGGUGUUCGAGGCCUACCCGCCGCCCACUGUCAUGUGGUUCAAGGACAACCGCACCCUGGGCGACUCCAGCGCCGGCGAGAUCGCCCUGUCCACGCGCAAUGUGUCCGAGACUCGGUAUGUGUCAGAACUGACCCUGGUGCGGGUGAAGGUGGCUGAGGCUGGUCACUACACCAUGCUGGCCUUCCACGAGGACGCUGAGGCCCAGGUCUCCUUCCAGCUGCAAAUCAACGUGCCUGUCCAUGUGCUGGAGCUGAGUGAGAGCCAUCCUGCCAAUGGGGAGCAGACAGUCCGCUGUCGCGGCCGGGGCAUGCCUCAGCCGCACCUCACCUGGUCUAUCUGCAGUGACCUCAAAAGAUGUCCGCGCGAGCUGCCACCCACGCUGCUGGGGAACAGUUCCGAGGAAGAGAGCCAGCUGGAGACUAACGUGACGUACUGGGCGGAGGAGCAGGAGUUCGAGGUGGUGAGCACGCUGCGCCUGCGCCGCGUGGACCAGCCACUGUCUGUGCGCUGCACGCUGCGAAACCUGCUGGGCGAUGAUGUGAAGGAGGUCACCCUGGUGCCCCAGUCCCUGCCCUUCAAGGUGGUGGUGAUCUCGGCCAUCCUGGCCUUGGUGGUCCUCACGAUCAUCUCCCUCAUCAUCCUCAUCAUGCUCUGGCAGAAGAAGCCCCGCUAUGAGAUCCGAUGGAAGGUGAUUGAAUCUGUGAGCUCCGAUGGCCAUGAGUACAUCUACGUGGACCCUAUGCAGCUGCCUUACGACUCCACCUGGGAGCUGCCCCGGGACCAGCUUGUGCUUGGACGUACCCUCGGCUCCGGGGCCUUUGGGCAGGUGGUGGAGGCCACGGCUCACGGCCUGAGCCAUUCUCAGGCCACUAUGAAAGUGGCCGUCAAGAUGCUGAAAUCCACAGCCCGCAGCAGUGAGAAGCAAGCCCUCAUGUCAGAGCUGAAGAUCAUGAGUCACCUCGGGCCCCACCUGAACGUGGUCAAUCUGCUGGGAGCCUGCACCAAAGGAGGACCCAUCUACAUCAUCACCGAGUACUGCCGCUACGGGGACCUGGUGGACUACCUGCACCGCAACAAGCACACCUUCCUGCAGCACUGCUCCGACAAGCGCCGCCAGCCCGGCGCCGAGCUCUACAGCAACGCUCUGCCCGGCGGGCUCCCGCUGCCCAGCCACGUGUCUCCCGGGGAGAGUGACGGUGGCUACAUGGACAUGAGCAAGGACGAAUCGGUGGACUACGUGCCCAUGCUGGACAUGAAAGGAGACAUCAAAUAUGCAGACAUCGAGUCCUCCAACUACAUGGCUCCUUACGAUAACUACGUCCCCUCUGCUCCCGAGAGGACCUGUCGAGCGACCCUGAUCAACGAGUCCCCAGUGCUUAGCUACACGGAUCUUGUGGGCUUCAGCUACCAGGUGGCCAAUGGCAUGGAGUUCCUGGCCUCCAAGAACUGUGUCCACCGAGACCUGGCAGCCAGGAAUGUGCUCAUCUGUGAGGGCAAGCUGGUCAAAAUCUGUGACUUCGGCCUUGCUCGUGACAUCAUGCGGGACUCGAACUACAUCUCCAAAGGCAGCACCUUCCUGCCACUGAAGUGGAUGGCCCCCGAGAGCAUCUUCAACAGCCUCUACACCACCCUGAGCGACGUGUGGUCCUUUGGGAUCCUGCUCUGGGAGAUCUUCACCCUGGGUGGCACCCCUUACCCGGAGCUGCCCAUGAACGAGCAGUUUUACAAUGCCAUCAAGCGGGGUUACCGCAUGGCCCAGCCUGCCCACGCCUCCGAUGAGAUCUACGAGAUCAUGCAGAAGUGCUGGGAAGAGAAGUUUGAGAUUCGCCCCCCCUUCUCCCAGCUGGUGCUGCUUCUGGAGAGGCUUCUGGGCGAGGGUUACAAAAAGAAGUACCAGCAGGUGGACGAGGAGUUUCUGAGGAGCGACCAUCCCGCUGUCCUUCGGUCCCAAGCCCGCUUCCCUGGCUUCCAUGGCCUCCGAUCCCCCCUGGACACCAGCUCAGUCCUCUAUACUGCUGUGCAGCCCAACGAGGGUGACAAUGACUAUAUCAUCCCCCUGCCCGACCCCAAACCUGAGGUUGCUGAUGAGGGCCCAUUGGAGGGGUCCCCCAGCCUUGCCAGCUCGACCCUGAAUGAAGUCAACACCUCCUCGACCAUCUCCUGUGACAGCCCCCUGGAGCCCCAAGAGGAUCCAGAACCCGAGCCCCAGCCUGAGUCCCAGGUGCAGCCAGAGGCAGAGCCGGAGUGGCUGCCGGAUUCAAGCUGCCCCGGGCACCGGGCUGAGGCAGAGGACAGCUUCCUGUAGGGGGCUGGCCCCCACCCUGCCCUGCCCGAAGCUCCCCCUCUACCUCCCAGCACCCUGCGCCUCCUGGCCUGGCCUGUCGGGCCUCCCAUCGCUGUCCUAUCAGCUUUUGCUCCUGACAUGUUGCACCCCAACCCCUGGGGCUGGCUUAGGAGGCCGGAGACCUGCAGUGGCCAUGACCAGCCCUCUGUUCUGGGGAGGCCACGUGACUCUGAGCCAGAGUUCUCCCAAAGGACUCAGUUGGCCCAUCUGUAAGAUGGGGAAGUCGGACUUGGUGACCCACAAUCUGGGAUUCUCCCCCUGGCUGAUGGGGGGUGGGGGUGGGGAAGCUGGAAUCCCAGGAGAUUCUCAAGGUUCAUGAAGUGAUAGGGGAACUUUUUUCUGUUCUGCCAGCUACCCCUCAAGGAGAUCAGCUCUCUCCUUGUACUUUAUCUGCCCCAACGCUGGGGAGGGGACCUGGUGUCCCUGGCUCCUGGCUUAGCUGGGGCCUGGCCUCGGACAGUGUUGCCUCCUCCCUCGAUGCCAGUCUUCACUCUCCCAGGCCCAAGCUGGUCUGGGGCCGUCCAUGCUUAAUGAGAGGUAGGGGCUGAGCCAAAGCCAGGACAUUCUGGCCUGUAGCCCCUGCGCCAGGCACACGGAGCCACCUCCCCAUACAGAGUGCCCUGUCCAUGCCUCCGGGCUCCUGCGUCCUGGAGUCUUUUCCCUCAUCACUGCCAGUCUUAUUCCAGGGCCGGACAGACCCACAUCUGUGAUGAGUGUGUGACGUGCUGUGCGAAGUGUCCACACGUGAGGACCAGUUUGUGGAUCGUAUGCGCACUGGACCCGCCGAGAGACCUUGCAGGAAUCCCUGGCCCUCUCUGGGCCCAUUUUCCCUGUUGACAUGAGCAGGGUGGACUCACUGACUUCUGGUGCCUACCAGCAUGAACAUUCCUGGGGGUGCACACUUGCCCACCCCCCCACAAAGCCACACACCCCAAACCUCCAUCCUGGGGGUCAGCUGGGAUCUGAGAUUCCAGUCCACAUACCACACUCCAGGCAUUCAGCAACCGUGCCCCUUCCCCAGGCCCCGGCAAGUCCCCAAAGGCCAGCUGCCCGGGCCUUGACUCGAGAGACAGCAGGGACCCGGGAAGACCAUGGGAGCCCCUUCAGCACCCACAAUGACCUCCGGAGCUGCCCGGGGCCAAGGAGGCGGAGAGGGCAAGUCAGAGCACCCGGUGCGCCUCCCGCUCCAACACUGCCGAAGCCUGCCAGGGCUGUGCCGGAGACAAUGCACAGGUAGGGCCCCCGGGGGCCCUGGAAAUGACAAGAAGUCUUGGAGGGGAGCCUGAGAAAGGGGUACAAGAGGUGGGUACCCUGAGCGUUGCCUUCUCACCUUCCAGCUGCCCCAUCCCUGGGGUCUGGUUUGUCACUGCCCAGGCCCACUCACCUCAGUGUCUCUGCCAGCCCCCCAGCCCAGUGGGCAUCGAAGUGCUCAAGGAGUGAGGGCUGUGGCCAAGACGGCAGGGGGUGAAGGGGGUGGCACCACCCCCUGUGCUGGUUGGCACCUCCCUGCCCCGGGCCCCCGAGGAGAGGGACUGGGCUCUCACUACGGUACCAAAGAUGUAAUCACCUAGGUUUACAAGUAUUUUUAGGACUCACAUUAACUCACAUUUAUACAACAGAAGUGCUGUUUUAUACGCCAUCAAAAUUUCCUAUCCGUGUACUAUUUUGUAAGGGAAAGAUUUUAAUAUUAAACUGGUGCUUCUCACAGA